This is a messenger RNA of Alosa sapidissima (American shad), 523 nucleotides long. RefSeq names its product transmembrane protein 212-like. Lineage: Eukaryota; Metazoa; Chordata; Actinopteri; Clupeiformes; Clupeidae. The coding region runs from base 23 to 400 and encodes 125 amino acids. The record is from RefSeq and is a predicted model, not a curated record. The transcript has 3 exons.
CGUGGCUGGGUCAUGUACAUUGAUGGCUUGUAGAGACCACACACGGAAAUCACUGUGGGAGCUGAGCUACGUCUUCAGCAUUCUUUGUGGUCUCACCGCUCCGCUGCAGUUCGCCAUCGCUGUGGCCGGCAUCGUGCUCGGACCCUAUUGCUACUACUCUUUCCACGGGGCGGUUGGAACUGGUUACCUGGCCCAUGCAGUCCGUCUGCCCUACCCUUACCUGGCCUUCCCGGGUCUGUGUUUGGACCCCAGGCAUGUGGAGUGGUUUCACCUGGUCCUGCACACGGCAGACCUCAUCACCAGUCUGGCCAUUUUCACUCUGUCACUCUUCCUCAUUGUCAUCCUCACUCUCCGAGUGCUACACUUCGGCCAUGUUAACAGACAGAGUCAUGGCCGCUAGCCAAGCACCCCCUGGCACCUUAUGGAGCCCAUUUUCUCACAUUAGAUUGACAAGAAUCUCUUGCACUUGAUCUCCAGUUAAAAUAUCAAAAGGUUGAAAUUACACAAUUUAAUUCUCCAAUAC